This is a messenger RNA of Asterias rubens (European starfish), 2609 nucleotides long. RefSeq names its product uridine-cytidine kinase 2-like. The transcript is spliced from 6 exons. Lineage: Eukaryota; Metazoa; Echinodermata; Asteroidea; Forcipulatida; Asteriidae. Gene Ontology annotation, cellular component: cytosol; cytoplasm. Gene Ontology annotation, molecular function: kinase activity; ATP binding. The coding region runs from base 14 to 835 and encodes 273 amino acids. The record is from RefSeq and is a predicted model, not a curated record.
UCCAUACAGCAAGAUGGCGGGCAGGGGUUCGAAUGUCUCAACGAAAAGCUCUACCUCAAACGGGCAGCAUAAACGUCCAUUUCUUAUUGGCGUCGCUGGAGGGACGGCAUCCGGAAAGUCAUCAGUAUGUAGCAAGAUAGUUGAGCGUCUUGGUCAACGGAACCUGGACUGCAGGAAGCGACAGGUCACAGUCAUUGGUCAGGACAGCUUCUAUCGAGACUUAACUAAUGGAGAACAGGCUCGAGCACUCAAGGGACAGUUUAAUUUUGACCACCCAGACGCGUUUGAUUUUGAUCUGAUCAAACAAACGCUAGAAGACAUAAUGGAAGGAAAGGUCGUCAAGAUCCCCAUGUAUGACUUCACAACAAAUUCAAGGAAAGUGGACGAGUACACAGAGGUAUAUCCAGCCGACGUGGUGCUCUUUGAGGGAAUCUUGGUGUUUUAUAUGAAAGAAGUCCGGGAUAUGUUUCACAUGAAACUAUUUGUAGACACUGAUGCUGAUACCAGACUAUCCAGAAGAGUUGUUCGAGACACAAAAGAUAGAGGACGUGAGUUGGAACAAGUCUUGGUUCAAUAUGUCAAGUUUGUCAAACCUGCCUUUGAAGAAUUCUGUCUACCAACCAAGAAGUACGCUGAUAUCAUCAUUCCAAGAGGUUCUGAAAACACAGUUGCAAUCGGUCUCAUCGUCCAACACAUCAAGGAUAUUCUCAAUGGAGGUAUUAAGAAACACUACACCAACGGCAAUACAUUUCCAGAUGAGAGUCUUGGAGUUGUUGAGAAACCAACCAGACAACGAAACCCAUCAGAGUCAGGUGCAGGUGGGAGACCUCAUUGAAAUAAGUGGCUCGUCAAUUAGGACUUCAGGAGUAACAGGUGUUUCCAUAUGGAUCCCAGAUUGAUCUUAAGUUGGAUUUAUUUUAAUGAUUCAGAAAGAGUUGCUUAUUAGUUGCAGUUUUUACUUUAACUCUGGACUUUCUGAAUCCAUUAGAAUGCACAGCAGAUGUUGUAGUCCACACCAUGGGUGGAAUUGCAUCAGAUGUAUUGGUCUCGUUGCCAUGGUCAUGGUCUCCCUGAACCAAAUAUACCAUGUUGUCUGAAGUGCACUUUACAGUCGGGUGAUUUGUCACAAUUUUUACUGAUUGAAGGAACUUGUACAAUCUCCCUCUUCAUUCUUAGACAAUAAAUCAAUUAAGAGAAGAAAGAUGAUAAUUAAUGGGAAGAGAGAUGUAGCCCUAAUGUGAAAGCCCUCCAAGUUUUCCAAUUGUGGUGAUAGAGAGUCCGUUAUUGUCUCAAAUGUGACACCCUAGGAAAUCAGGGAUUUUACCCCAACAGACUAAAUGGUACAACCCCAUUUCAAGAUUACAAUAGCAGUUUUGAACCAUCACACUCCUGGCUUUAUGACUUUCUUUCUUGAAUAUCAAGUCCAUCUAAUGCUGGUUUGAUAGUUUAGGAUGGUUAGCUUUAUUGAAAACAACGACCAAUCAUAGCUGUUCUAAAGAUCCAUAGGUUUUUCAUGAUUGACUGACCAAUGAUUGGAGGUGAGGCAUCAGAGAUUUAAUCUUUGGGGGACCUCAUUGGAUAGUUCAACAUUAUUUAAAUAAAAUCCUUGAAGGAUUGAAAAUGCUUUCAGUUAUAGAUGGCAUUCCUGUUUCUGAUUUUUUAAUUAUUUGUUUUAGUGAGAGUUGGUACAUAAAACAUUUAUUGGACAAACCAACAAAAUUUAUUUUUGACAACUUCCAUGUGUCAAGUGAAUCGGGGUCUAGAUUUUGACAGCAAAUUCAGGUAUCUCGGGGUGAUUUCCUGUUUUUUCUUCUCUUUAUUAAAAAAGUUUCUGGUGUGAGACUUUGCCCAGUCAAGGUUGCCGAUCCAAUUUUGUUAUUGAUUACUUUCGUUAAAAAACAAACAUGGUGUGGGUUCAUGUUGGUCUGACCUACAUGUCAAAACAGCCUAACUUAAAAAAAAUGGUUCUUAUAUAAGAUCAUUUCUGAGUAAAUUUUUGGAUUAUUUUCCCAUUUCAAAGCUUAAAUAUAUACUACGUAUGGAUUUGAAUGUAACAUGUCCUAUCUCGGGCUCUUAUACACUUUAAUCCUGUUUUAUGGCGAAACAGCUAUACAUACUUGCUUUUCUCAAAAUGUAUUUUUUUUUAAGUUGGACUGUUUUGUCAUGGAAGGGUCAAGUUGUCAAAAACAUGUUUUUCAUAUUGUGUAAUGAAUUUGAUUUAUUUGUUGAUUCUAUAACUUUACUAUUCAGUGGCUUCGGUGAACAAUGAAGCCCCGUCAUUGGUGGCCUUCGACAUUUGAAAGCGUGUUUUAUAAUUGCUGCUCAGGGACUUUUAGCGACGUAUUGAUUGUGUCACUAGGUAACAACUUCAUUAGUUUGUGGCUUCCUGUCUUAAACGAAGGGCCACCAAAUAAAUGUCAUUCUUUUUAGUGUAGCUUAUCUUGUAAGUUCAUUUCCAAAUGUGAACUGUAGAUUGAAGAGAUCUUUUUUGCACAAACAUUGGUGCUAAGAUGUGAAAGAGUGGCUCGUGUUUGGUUUGAGAUAGUGUCGUGAAAUACAUGUAGCGUAGAAAAAACAAAAAUGUGUUUGUAAUAUAAACUCACUUUAAA